AUGAAGGAACUCAAGGGGUCGAAGGAGUUAAAGGACCUUAAUGAAUUAAAACAGCUGAAUGAAUCAAAUGUGCUAAAGGAGCUGAAGGAGCCGAAAGAAAUGAAACAGUCCACAAUUUCAAAAGAGUCUCCUACGAUUUCAUACAUCAGAAAUGUUAUAACAAUUAUUGUAAUCGGAUCGAUUUUAUCAUUAGGGUACCCUUUGUUUUUGCUUACAACAAACAUUUAUCGUGCAGAUUUACCUAUCGAUCGAAUCAACAAUUAUGAUGUUAAUUCGGUAAAUUUUCAAAUUCCCAUUGAAGUCAAUGGCUUUCAGGUUAACAAAGAAUACCUACGAGCAGAGUUGAACAAAUGGUACCCCGAUGUUGCCAGGACGUGGUCAUUAGUUUUUCCUGACGAGAAAGAAUAUAACGAUGCAAAACACAAUGACGACAACAGUGUCAAUAUGUACAGCGUCGAGCUUCAUGAAACUUCUAGUGAAAAACAUUUCAAAAUUAAUAAACGUAAAAUUGACGUAUAUUUUUCCACAGCAGAAUCAAAUACUAACCAAUACUUGCUGGAAAUAUUAUUCAAAAAUGUGUUUAAAAGUGAGUUAGAGACUCUAUCAGCUCUUGUGCAAGACAAAGUCGAUUCUAGUGUUGCAUUCCCUUAUAGCAAACAGUACAAUUUGAUGUUUUCAUUAUUCGUCGAAGACGGCAAGCAGCUCAAUUGGGAGAUUGAAGAAGCGCUAUUGGAUUUUCAACCAGUGUUGAAUUUGCUUCAUAAUAUUACUUCAUUCAAAACGAGUACACAAAUUCAAUACUAUUCGCUGCUUUCCAAAUCCUAUCCUAUGGGAAUGAUUCCACAAGAUGAAUUGUCAACAUUUAUCAAUUUUGGAGAUUGGAAUUUGGGCAAUUUCGACAUGAAUCCAACGAUAAAUUUCAUCGUCUAUGUUCCAAAGGAGCAACUUGGUGUUGAAAACUCUGCUACCAACUCAUUCCUUAUUUCCAAAUGGGGUGGUGUACAAAUUUUGAACCGCAUGCCUGGGAUGGCGCAUUCAACGAUAUCGAAACUUGAGUUGACGCCCAUCUUGAACAUCUUUGCCAACCAGUUAUUCCAACUUCUCAACAUAGACCAGUACAAUAGUAAGGUAUCGCACAAUCAAAAUAUGUCUCUUGAAAUUAAGCUUGAUUCGCUAAAGAGAAUCACGAUAUACAAAAAUAUCAAAAACUCAUUGGCAAACCUUAGGUCAUUGGUCAAACUCCUGGAGUCGUUGAAGGAUAUAACCGUUCCUGAAGAGACAAAACAAAAUGUUUUGAAAUCACUUGAUGCGAUGGAUGAGGCUAAACGUAAGAAAUCAGUACUCGUUUCCGCAAAUGCAUUGGAUGCUUCAAAUGCAGCAUUCUUUGAAAAGAAAAUGGUACAACAAGCGUAUUUUCCAAGUGAACAUAAAAUGGCCGUGUUUUUGCCACUAUUGGGCCCUAUCGGUUCAAUUAUUAUAUUCAAUAUCUUACGAUUGGCAAAGAAGAGGAAACUAUGA
Messenger RNA from Lodderomyces elongisporus, 1518 nucleotides. RefSeq lists its product as uncharacterized. Gene Ontology annotation, biological process: attachment of GPI anchor to protein. The transcript has a single exon. Gene Ontology annotation, cellular component: GPI-anchor transamidase complex. Lineage: Eukaryota; Fungi; Ascomycota; Pichiomycetes; Serinales; Debaryomycetaceae. Bases 1 to 1518 code for a protein of 505 amino acids. The record is from RefSeq and is a predicted model, not a curated record.